Meloidogyne enterolobii is the source of this 2039-nucleotide messenger RNA. Lineage: Eukaryota; Metazoa; Nematoda; Chromadorea; Rhabditida; Meloidogynidae. The record is from the annotation of a GenBank genome assembly.
AUGGAUAAAGAAUCUUCAUCUACUUUAAAAUCCCCAGUCAAUUCCCCCACAAAAUCGGAAGAUAUAUGGCUUCAACCUCACCAACCUUUAAAACAGGACGGCCAUUCAGAACACAACAGAAUGCUUAUUGACUUUGAAAUAAGCGUUAUUGGGGAGGAGGAUGAAGAAGCUGAAGAAGUUUUGAGUCCAGAAUCGGCUGCAAAGCUAAAUGAAAGCUGUUCGGAUAAAAAUGCGGAUGAUUCCAAAAAAGUGUUCAAGAAGGUCACGAUUAAUGUUGAGGAAGUGGGAGAAGGGGAAUGUGAUAGAAGAUGGAAAAACAAAGGCUCGUCAAGAGACUCAAUCGAUCGACUGUUAGGUCUUGCAGAAAAAGAAAGAAUAAAUAAAGAAAAAAAAGAGGCGGAUAAAUUGAAAAAUGUGAAAGAACGUAUUUAUGUAGACAAAUUCAUAAUGGUAAGUCAUCGUGAAGAUAAGGAGGCUCUUGAGUUUCUUUGUAAUUCUUCACCUUCAAGUCCUGAUGGUGCUUCUUCGAGACAACCCGGCUUUUUGAAAAAGGGUUCAGCUCUCAUUGCCAAACUCAGCAGAUAUCGCCCACCGGUAUUGGACAUAAACGUUCUUGAUGGCGAUCCUCCACGACCACCACAACCUUCUUCAAGUUGUUUUGAUUUGUUGCAAACUCCUCAAAAAUCUUUUCAAAUAGAUGACGUUUUGUUAAAACAUUUUGACGAGAAUGUGGCAAUUGAAGACCAAAAUAACUCGGAAAAACCAGAAAAUGCACAAAUUGUGACUUCAAAAACGGAUUUUACAAAUACGGGAGAUGAUGUCAAAAGGGAAUUUGGACCAUCUUUGGAUCUUAUUUUUUGGCGAAAAUUUGUGGAAACGGAUGACCCUUGUUGGAGAGCAGUUGUGUUAAAAGCUGUUUCGUUUCUUUCAAGUGCCAAAACAUCAGAAAUGAACAAACUUUACAGAGAAUUCCUUAAAUUAAUUGAACAACUUUCAUAUGGUUUAAAUUCCUACAAACAAAUUAUAACUUAUGCUGAUCAGCUUGCACAGGAUGUUUUGAUUAAUAAAAAUGUUGAAAGACUUGAACAGUUCAAUCUACACUUUCCCUCAUUAUUAUUAACUAUUUUUAAUGCUAGAGAGGCUUGUCAAGUCAAUAGCUUAUAUGCAUUGUAUGACCUUGUUGAACAAAAAUUGUUGAAUAUUGAAGCUAUUCAAACUAUCAUUAUUGGCCUCUUCGACUUUUUGUCAGUAUCAGAAGAAAUUGUUAAACAAUAUCAUAGUUCGGAAAUUAAUGAGGAUGGUAGUAAUGAUGAAGAAGUUGCUCUUUCACUUCAAUGCCCAAUAUAUUUAAAUUAUAAUUGGAAUAGUGCUCAUUCUCUUAUUUUUCGACUUUUUUAUUGUGUUUUUUGCAAAUUGGAGGAUAAUAAAAAUUUUCUUCCUCAAGAAUGGAUACGGGAAACGUUUUUACCUAAACUUUGUUUUUAUUUUGGAGAUUCUAUUUUAUUACAGAAAACGUCAAAAUGUCGCGUUGAUUUUGUCACUUUACUUGCUCCAGCAGCUAAAUUGCUUGGAACAGAAUCUUCAGAAGAAUUAUUACUUCCAGCAUUUCAACGUUAUAUGAGUGAUUCGUCUGAUGUUCAAAAUGCUCUUUUAUCUCAAUUAUUUACUUUUUGCAAGGUUUUUGAGGGGAAUUUUUUAAUUUUAGAGAGUAGAUGGUUUGGGUCCACAAAACGCUUAUAAGUAAGGCGAACGCUACGCUGUUCGGAUUCAAAGGAGUUGAUAGAACUGACAUGAAUCGAACGAAUGACGCUGAAAAGAAAUUACUCUUGUAACCCAACUAUGAACUAAGGGUGGGACAGUUUGAAGAAACCCUGCGCUGAAGCGCGAUAAACUCCUAGAAAAUUGUAGGCCGUAGAUCCAGAAAUUAGUAGGGUAGCCUGUUCGUACAUUGAAAUAUCACAAUAUGUUCGUCCCUAUAUGCUCACAUGCCAUAUAAAUUCAGAAUUUUAUCCGACUUUUAAUUUCUUAGGUACUUUCUC